This is a messenger RNA of Spinacia oleracea (spinach), 1407 nucleotides long. RefSeq names its product ATP-dependent Clp protease proteolytic subunit 2, mitochondrial. Lineage: Eukaryota; Viridiplantae; Streptophyta; Magnoliopsida; Caryophyllales; Amaranthaceae. The record is from RefSeq and is a predicted model, not a curated record. Gene Ontology annotation, molecular function: serine-type endopeptidase activity; ATP-dependent peptidase activity; ATPase binding. Gene Ontology annotation, biological process: protein quality control for misfolded or incompletely synthesized proteins. The transcript is spliced from 3 exons. The coding region runs from base 108 to 842 and encodes 244 amino acids. Gene Ontology annotation, cellular component: endopeptidase Clp complex.
CUUCGUAUUUGUUACUCUGUACUUGUUCAGUUAAGGCAGUAAACCCUCCCUCCAUUUCUUCUUCUUCUCUCUCCUUGAAUCCGAGCGACGAUUUCAGCAGCGAAGAGAUGUUGCGGAGCGCACUGAGCAAGGGCCUUUCUCUGCGCACAUCAUCAUCAUCAUUCUCAAAUGGGCUGAGUUCUCAAAAAUGUCGGGCAUUCAGCCUAAUUCCAAUGGUUAUAGAGCAUUCUUCCAGAGGGGAGAGAGCCUACGACAUCUUCUCUCGCCUUCUCAAGGAGCGCAUCAUCUGCAUCAAUGGUCCCAUCGCCGAUGAUACCGCCCAUGUUGUGGUAGCUCAGCUCCUUUACCUUGAAUCUGAGAACCCCUCUAAGCCCAUCAAUAUGUACCUUAAUUCCCCCGGUGGCGCCGUCACUGCUGGUCUUGCAAUUUAUGAUACCAUGCAGUACAUCCGCUCUCCAAUUAAUACCAUUUGUUUGGGACAGGCUGCAUCAAUGGGAUCACUCCUUUUGGCCGCUGGUACCAAGGGUGAGAGAAGGUCCCUCCCAAAUGCAACAAUUAUGGUUCAUCAACCAUCUGGUGGUUACAGCGGGCAAGCAAAGGAUAUGACUAUUCACACAAAACAAAUUGUCCGUGUCUGGGAUUCAUUGAAUGCAUUGUACUCUAAGCAUACAGGGCAGCCUGUUGACGUUAUUCAAAAGUACAUGGAUCGAGAUUACUUUAUGACACCAGAAGAGGCAAAAGAGUUUGGGAUUAUUGAUGAAGUCAUUAAUGAGAGACCCAUAGAUUUGGUAAGUGACGCUGUUAGCACAGAAGAAAAGGACAAAGGCAAAGGUUCAAACUAGGAUACAUCAGUGAGAUGGUCGAAUCUUGAAAGAAAAAGUUAUCGUCUAACAUAGUAGAUCAAUAACGAUUGAACAUCACUCGGGAGAUGUUGAGGAAGAGUUCAGAGAGCAAUGUUCGGUGAUUUUUUUGCUGAAUUGAGAUUUAUACAAUGUUGAUAAAAACCUGGAUAGAGUGAUCCUUGAACAUGGCCAUGGCCAUGGCCGGUGCUAUUACGUUAUCUUUCAGGAAUGCUUUGUAUUAUUUUGCCUUUUUCCCGUAUCAUGUUAUGCACCUUAAAGCGUAUUUUUCACUCUGGGUGGAAGUGUUCUUGAAUUAUCAUUAGUGUACUUUUACUUGCAUAUCAAAGGCUCCGAUAUUGAUAAUUGUAUCAUUUUAUGCGCCUUAAGAACCCUGCAGGAUGUUUGAUUUUGUUGCUUAAAAUCAAUGUUUGAUAAUUCAUUCUUGUCUGUAUCAAUCGGUACUCUAGCCGCCAAGCUAGGACCGUUGCAUAUUAUAUGAUUUGUUGCUGAAAAUUGUUGAUGUAUACGUUAACUAAUUGUACUCUUAUGCUCUAAGCCUUCAAAA